CCAUUGAAAAUUUUUUGGAGGAUUUUAGAUGCACAAAUCAAAGAAAUUCAACAUUAUGGACAGACCACGGAACAAAAACAUAAGAAGAUUGUGGGAACGAUUAUUAUUUAUGGAGUUGUCCUUUACAUUAUGACAGCAUUCAUCUUUUAUUUUUGUUUCUUCCCAGCUUCAUUAUAUGAUCAAAUAUUUUAUAUAACACCAUUAUUAUUUUUUCCAAUUUUAAUACUUUUAACAAAGAAAAUGGUUUCAUGGUAUUAUAAUCGUAAAAUAACUCACAACCAAGAAAAAUUAUCUACGAUUAUUGCAGAGAAGAAAAAGAUAUUAAAUGAAGUUACGGAAACAGAAACAUAUAAAAAAGCUAAAGAAAUAUUAUUAAAGUUUGCACCAGAUGAAUUAACUAUGACACCAUUAACUCCAAAGCUUACUCAAAGAGUACCGGCGCCAUCUGAUACACCUCGGCGUUCUACACCACAGGCCGUAAUAUCUCCUCUGCUUGGUGCCACAGAAUUAAGAAGAAGAAUUAUACCGACUCAGAAUCAAUCACAAAAUAUACAAAUGGGUGUAUCUGCUCCUGGUGUAACGUCACCUACCAUUAAACAGAUUAAUCAGCCUUCAAAUACUCCUUUCCAGUCUAGAGUAAUUAAUCUUGCACCUGUAGGUUUCCGAUCACCAUUACCACGGCCUGUGUUGCCGCAACAAAGAACAGUGAUUGAUCGUUUGGUUGAUUACUUAGUAGGUGAUGGUCCUUCAAAUCGCUAUGCUUUAAUUUGUCGGCAAUGCGAAUCACACAAUGGAAUGGCUUUGAAAGAAGAGUUUGAAUAUUUCGCGUUCAGAUGUUGUUACUGUGGUUUCUGGAAUCCCGCGAGAAAACAAAAACCUUCUGCUCCAAAAUUAGAUUUUGAUAAUCCUGCUACAGCUUUGAAUACAUCCGAAGCUAAUCUACCUCAUAAAGAUGAAGAGACAAUAAAACUUACGGAACUGGAAACCUGCACGCAAUCAGAUACAGACUCAGACAUUGAAGUAGUUGAAAGACCAGGCGAAACAUCUGACACUCCUGAAUCAGAAAUUAAGGAAUUAUUAGAUGAAAAUGAAUCUGAUAAGAUACAAUCGUAGCACUUAUAACUUUUUCAUUUGAAUAAAUAGUCUGAAGGCGAAAAAGAAUUUAUGAAUCAGAAUUUCAAAUAAGUUUAAAAUCUGAUAAAAAAGAAUAUGAAUAAACGAAAACAAAAACAUAAACGCAUGAAAUAAAACAAAUUUAUAAAAUACGUUGACUUUCUUAACACAUGAUGAAUUUAAAAUACUUUAGAUUAUAGAUGUAAUUGUCAAUUGAAAAGUUGCUAUAAUUUAGGGAUAACAGAUAUAUGAUUGUUGGUAAUAUACAUAAUAAAAUCUAUAGACUUUUUCCAAAGUUUUGGUUAUACAGCAUUUGUAAGAAAAUUUGUAAAAAAAUGUUAUCAGGUUAUCUAUGGUUAUAUAUAAACAAUCAUUCCAAAUCUUUGUUUGCCUAGUAUUAAUGUAUAAUGGAAGGCAAUAAGGUUGAAAUAAGAGCAAAAAAUUGUCCAAUUUUUUUCGAAUAUCUUAGAUUUCAUAGAAAUAUUUAUAUUAUAUGAAAUAUUUAUGUGAAAUCACGUUUUAUUUUUAUAUGAUUCUUGAGGCACAAUUAAUCGAAUGCAAAAUACUUGAACAUUAUGCAUGCAAAGAAUUACGCAUUCACAUCAAUUAAUAUAGUGUAUUUUUUUAUAAGACUGCCUAUUUUAUCUGCAGUGGCAGAUCAUUAUUUAUUAGGCCAGAAAUUUUUUGAAAAGCUUGAUAUUUCAUAUAUUUUAAGCUCAAUUGAUUACGUCUUUUAUCUGGAUAUUAUAGUUAUAUAUAUAUUGCUUUACUUAAAAAAAUUAAUUUAUGCGUAUUAAUUAUUUAACUAAUAAUUUAGAUAUAAGGCUAUUAAACAUGAGUUUUGUUACGUUAAUGAAGUGUCUGAAAAGAAAAGGAAUGAGAUGCAUUUUAUAACAGCAUCUUGUUGCAAUAAAAAUCAUCUAACACGCAGAUAAUUUCUAGAUUAAAUAGUAUCAUGAUAAUAGAAAUCUGAGAAUGCACUCUAGAUCAUAUUACUUGAUUACAAUUUGCUGUGAUUUUAGAUAGGCUAAUAAAACUCAUGUAAUCAACUCGAAUUCGACUUUAACGCAAUCGUAAAUUGUAAAACUAUGAAUGUGAUUGUUUUUCAUUAUAUUGUAUGUACUUUUUUCUUCCUACUUGUCAUUUUUGAAUGUUAUUUAAAAACUUAUUUAAAAAUUUUGAUGUAAAUUUUAGCGUGGCGAAUUUGUAUGUAGAAGAGAUAUGUAAACAAUUUGAAGAAAAAAAUCUUGCUAUAAUGCAAUUUUAAACAUAA
Pogonomyrmex barbatus (red harvester ant) is the source of this 2386-nucleotide messenger RNA. It is a transcript of the gene Lnpk, whose product is annotated as zinc-ribbon metal-binding protein lunapark. Gene Ontology annotation, cellular component: endoplasmic reticulum tubular network. Gene Ontology annotation, biological process: endoplasmic reticulum tubular network organization. NCBI's taxonomy places the organism in Eukaryota, Metazoa, Arthropoda, Insecta, Hymenoptera, Formicidae. The record is from RefSeq and is a predicted model, not a curated record.